This is a messenger RNA of Symbiodinium natans, 666 nucleotides long. The record is from the annotation of a GenBank genome assembly. Lineage: Eukaryota; Dinophyceae; Suessiales; Symbiodiniaceae.
AUGGUUGGUGCAGGCUGCCAUCCAUGGAAGGCCGUGAUCGCCGUGGUAGUUGGUCUCGUUCGAAGUUCCGCUCAAUCUGAAGAGAAGGCUUGGUUGCAAGCGGAUGUCUUUCUGCGGAGGAUUGUCACAGAGCUUGGCGUGGAAAUGAAGGAUGUCGAGUCGUUGGACUGCCUGUCGAGUUCGCAGGAUCAGCUAUCUGCUAACAUGACAAGGGCCCUCGACCUGGUGAGCAACCGCUUUGAACAAGACUACCUUCUCAGUUUGCGUGCAGGUCUUGAACGCCUGGGCCAGUCCCUGGCCUCCAUGGCGCUGCAGUCCAGUGCCUGCCUGCGAGAUGAUGCGUCUAUGGCAGCCUUCAAGACGGCCGUCGCUCAAAUGAACAAGCUGGUCAUGGCAGGGCGAGUGAACGCUGGCUACUGCCCCUUCACCGGCAAGCAGCAGACAACACUUGGCGGCUCAGAGGUUGGCAGACUGCUGAGAAAGCUGACGACAAUUAGACGGCAAGGAGCCACAGAGACGGCACAGAAGACCCGCAAGCUUGCCCGUGUGAUUGGGAAGCUCUUGCGAGAGGUGCGAGAUACAGGUGACGGCCCAGACCCGGCCGGAGCAAUCCCUGUGAAUUGGGAGAUGAGGAUGGCGAUGUUCGGCGGCCACAUGGAACUGUGA